AUGGCGCCCCGGUCCGGUCGUCUAUUGCUGCAUACAAAGCGCCAGCUGCUGCUGUUGCUGCCGAUGUGCCUGGCGCUGGCCGUGGUAGUCUUCCUUGCGCUGGGCACGUGGGAGCUGGUUGUGGACACCGACAGAAGCGCGCUCCUAGUACCUACAGCAGAGAAUACCGACACUGAUCUGCCGCAGGUUCACCUCGAAGACUGUGCAGCACGUUUCUUUGAAGCGAAUUACAUGCGUUCGCUGCGGGAGACCUCCAUAGCAGAGCGGGACGCCGCACACCUGCGCCACGUCGGCGUCGACCACGUGUACAUCAUCCACUACACCCCACUGCGGUAUCGGCGGGGAAACCUCACAGCAAUGCUGCAGAUGCAUGGCGUAACGGGGGAGUGGGUCACGGGCUUCGACAAGGAGGUACUCAAUGAGACCACCGAUCACUGUUUUCACUACUUCGAUGCGCACAGUCUGACAGGAGCGAAGUCUAGUCGGUACGUCACGUCAGGCUUGUUCCCCAAGCCACUCGGGCCUGCGCAGCGCAGUGUCGUGGUGAAGCACUUCAGCGCCCUCUACGACGCGUACCGCCACAACUACCAGAGGGUCCUUGUCCUCGAGGAUGAUGUGCUGCUGCGCGCUGGUUUUGUGAGCCGUCUUGGCGAGGUUGUGCGUGAUACGCCGCCUGGCUUCGAUGCAAUUUUUGUUGGUGGGUGCAUGCGCUUCUACGCGUGGCGGCGCAAGACCAAUUCGGAGCUCAUCACGAAGCACAUAUACCGCAAACAGUCGUCGCGCUGCGCCCAUGCGUUUGUUCUAUCACAGGCUGGAGUUCGGAAACUGCUCCGGUCGUUGCCGCUCACAGAGCCUAUCGAUUUCCAGAUGAAUCUAGCGAUGCGGGAGGAGAAGAUGACGGUGUAUUGGGUGGAGCCCUGGAUGUCAGUGCAGGGGCAGUUUGGGGAGGCCACCUGUGUGACCAAGACAGAUCUCAAGGAUGCCGGUUCUUGUCGCUUUUCAACGUUGCAGCGCUACAGCCAAUCAUUUGAUUUGCGCUACGUGAACGACACCGAGGUCUUGAAGCGCUGGGAAAAUGUGCCGGCGUUCCGAAGCGUCCGUUGA
Messenger RNA from Trypanosoma grayi, 1104 nucleotides. RefSeq lists its product as hypothetical. The coding region runs from base 1 to 1104 and encodes 367 amino acids. The record is from RefSeq and is a predicted model, not a curated record. The transcript has a single exon. NCBI's taxonomy places the organism in Eukaryota, Euglenozoa, Kinetoplastea, Trypanosomatida, Trypanosomatidae.